AUGGCCAGGAGGGUCUUCUUUGCUAUCGAGGGCGUUGUGAGCCUUGGGGGCGCCCACGUGCUCACCCAGGUGGACACUGGUGCUGUCACAAGCUCUCUGAAUGCUCGGAACGUGUUUGUCGCCAGGAAGAGCACGGGAUCCAUGCCUCUAUGCGUCAGCUUUACAAUGAUAUCCCGCUUCGAUGGCAAGGAAAGGGAAUACGAAUUCUUCGAUGUCCCAGGUCGGUACUAUAAGCAAAAUGAGGUUAUAGUUGUAAUUCCUGCGGUGCUGUGUGAUCUGACACCGGUCCCCUACGAAAUCCAACUAUACACUAAACUUCGGGACCGCGCUUCUUCUGUGUAUGAUCUCAGCAUAGGACUAGAUGUGUUUAGCCAAUUACAAACCCAGUAUAAGGUCAGGCCUUUUCUUCAAGUCACCAAUUCAACUGGUCAGAUUAACGUCUCAGGGCAUUAA
Giardia duodenalis is the source of this 453-nucleotide messenger RNA. RefSeq lists its product as uncharacterized. The transcript has a single exon. NCBI's taxonomy places the organism in Eukaryota, Fornicata, Diplomonadida, Hexamitidae. The coding region runs from base 1 to 453 and encodes 150 amino acids. The record is from RefSeq and is a predicted model, not a curated record.